Corylus avellana is the source of this 764-nucleotide messenger RNA. Lineage: Eukaryota; Viridiplantae; Streptophyta; Magnoliopsida; Fagales; Betulaceae. The record is from RefSeq and is a predicted model, not a curated record.
UUCUCUGUUCUUCCACAAAACCUAUAAUCAAGAGUUUCUAAUUAACCUCUCAAGAUUUCCAAUAGACAGUACAAUGGCCAGCGAUGAGAUGCUGUCAAUUACUGCACAGCAACCCAGUGAGGGUGAUCAGCUGAACCCAUUUACCAUGGAAGACCUCGAGAUCAUGGAUCUAAUAUCUGCAACCCAUAUUGUUCCCCCUGACGAACAUUUUAAUGCCGAACCUCUUUUCGUCGUCGUUAAAAACAUUCUUAGGCGUUCCACCCAGAUUGUCGACAAUGUUUUACUGGGCCGGGAACCCCUGGAGAACCUGGAGGAAAAGAUGUCCCGAGCCAGCUUAGAUCCGCUACUAUGCACACUCAAGCAACUUUCCUCUGAGAAUAUGCUAACACUCUACAAGUUGAUGGAAAGAGUGAUGUUUAUAGUUAUGGGGUGGUGUUAUUGGAGAUGUUAACCAGGAAAAGACCAUUAGGUGCUGAAUAUGGGGAGGGGGAGACCAUUGUGGAUUGGGUAAGGUCUAAGAUUGGGACCGAGGAUGGUAUCAAUGACAUCUUAGACAAGAGUUUAGAAGCAUCGUCAUACGAACCCGUCAGGGGGGAAAUGGUGCAAAUGCUUGGAAUUGCAUUGCUUUGCACCAAACGGAACCCAGCCGACCGACCCUCCAUGAGGGAUGUCAUGUUGAUGCUGGAUAAAGCUAAGCCCAAGAGGCCAUUUGUUAACCGUACUGUCUUAACUGAAGUUAGGGGACAAAGUUCUUAAUCUUUAAG